Pisolithus orientalis is the source of this 1752-nucleotide messenger RNA. RefSeq lists its product as uncharacterized. Bases 1 to 1512 code for a protein of 503 amino acids. The transcript has a single exon. Lineage: Eukaryota; Fungi; Basidiomycota; Agaricomycetes; Boletales; Pisolithaceae. The record is from RefSeq and is a predicted model, not a curated record.
AUGCGAGAAACAAUCCCUCUCUCGCAAACGAUUCCAUCUAUGCAUUCACCCAUGCAGGAAUUAAUGUCUUCCUUACCGCAAGCUACAUCGAUGCAACAAAUGGUGUCGGCUAUGCAAACGAUGCAACCAAUGCAGCAGGUUCAGUUUUUACAUGUCCAUGAGGCCCAUCGUGUGCUGGGGUUGGUUGGGGAUCAUCGAUAUCCGGAUCCGACCGCGAUUGCGAGGGCGAGUCUGGCACAGAUGAAUGAGAUGUCGAGGAAGGCUGGGGCGUCUGCUGAAAUGACGAGUAGUGGUACAGGUUCGGGAAAUGGAUCGAGACCGGAGGGGACGGAUAUGACGAGUGGUGAUACUCCUUUUCUGAUCCGUCCGGAUACAUCCUGGGACGGGACAGUCCAAACGGUUCAUGAAGGAUUACAGGUGUUCACAUUGGGACAUGUGCUUCCGAGGAGUGCACUUGACGAUGCGAAUGGGAAUUGGACGUAUGGUGGGGAUAUACCUGGUACGCCAAAUAUGAAUGGGGGUGGGAAUGGAGGCGGGAAUGGAUGUGCUGAUGAAGACGGUGUAGGUGGAAUUGGGGAGUGUGAAGGGGAGGGGUUCGAGAAAGAGGAAAGUCCAGGUACUGAAGAAGUCGUGCGACCUACACCCACGAACCCCGGCGUCCGAGAAUCUUCAUCAGCGACUUCCGGAGCCGCGACGCCUUCGUCUGGUGGAGGACAGAAACUGCGAGUCGGGGGGUCAACGUUCGUCCCAGGAUGGGCAGUCCCGCCAUACGUACUUCUUGUCGACGACGAUGCGGUGAGCAGGAGACUGAUCAGGCAUGAACGAUGUGUUACCGAAACCGUUCACCAAGGAAGGGUUGUUGGACAUAUUGGAGGUGAGAUCCUUUUCUGUACCACGUUUUCUAUUUGUGUUGCGUGUGACGUGGCAGGAUGGGGCUUACGAAGUUAUGGUCUUGUACAGAAGCAUCUCAUGCAUCUCAAGGUCAUCCAGGAGAUGUCGAGGGUACCGAGAAUACCAUGUGCUCCGCGCCUCUCGACAGAUAAUUUGUUAACGGAUGCGCUCGUACCCGCCUCGGCGACCCCUCCUGCUACUACUACAUCGACGUCUUCCGCGUCCUCCUCAGGGACGACUAUGGCUUAUUCUGGAGGGGACGGCGGUGGAAUUGGACCGCCAUCAGCAUCCGCGAACGCGGAGGAUGUAGAUGGCAAUGGAAAUGGUCCGUUGUUCAUGGGUGGGGUUGGAACUGACAUGCGGAUUGAUCCGCUUGCUGGGAUGGGGCUGACUGAGGAACGAUAUCAAGCGAUCCUCAAAGACCUCGUGAACGGUGAUAAUUUGGGUGUGCCGGAGGGGUUUAGCUUUGAUAUGAUGGAAGACGAAGGCAUUGUCGAUGUGGGUGUGGGCCUUAGUGAAGGGAUGAGUGGUGGUAUGGGUAUGGGGGAGAAGAGGGGUUUGGAAGAGGAGCAGGAUGGAAUAAGGGAGGUGAAGAGGGGACGGUUUGAAGUACUGGAUUGAGGCUGACGGUGAUCUGCUCCCCUCCUAUCUCUUCCUGCCCCAAGUGAUCCUAGCCUCGCCCGCCUUUCAACCCGACUCAACCGCCCGUGUCGUGGCAUUCCUCCCAAUGUCUAUGGCGAUGCCACUGCCCGCUACUUAUGGUCAUGUUCCUGGUAUUUUCUCACUGGCUCGGCAUCCUUUCCACUGCAUCAAGCGCUCCGCAUCUCCUGCUGAUCGUCGCGGUUGCAACUAGCCCCGCGA